Darwinula stevensoni is the source of this 1961-nucleotide messenger RNA. The record is from the annotation of a GenBank genome assembly. Lineage: Eukaryota; Metazoa; Arthropoda; Ostracoda; Podocopida; Darwinulidae.
AUGUCACCUUGUGAAAGUAGGCCGUUCCGGAGAGACCUGUGUUAUAAAUUCGGCGUCAUUGGUCUCGUCACCAAGCAGAAGUCCUCAUUCCACAUGGCCGCAGGUAUGGAAUCAUCACCGUUCUCCUUAUUCUUCCUCUUCCUCGUGUUCUCCGCAUCAUCUCAGUGCAAUGAGUACGGGAUUGCCAUUCACUGUCAUGUUCAAGAUUGCGGACUCUCGCAAACGGGAAAGCGGUCCUCAGACGACACGACGAACACGACUGAUUUUGACAUCGACCGAAUCAUUGGAGGAAUACCCGUUACCAGUCAACGGAAGUACCCGUGGAUAGCAUGGAUGGGGACAAGCCAGUAUGGUUUCCAAUGCACGUCGGCACUCAUUAACGAUCGCUACAUACUCACUGCCGCUCAUUGCGUGGCGUCAGACCCGUACGCGACAUAUUACGUGACCCUGGGAUCGACGACCUUAUUUCAAUGGCCAGCGGGGCAAUCCAUCCAGAUUCCAGCUACGGCCAUCAUGCAUCCCAGUUAUAAUCCACAGAUUUUCGAGAACGACAUCGCGCUUCUGAAACUUCAUACUCCCGUUAACUUCGCAGCUUACCCAAACAUCCGUCCCAUUUGUCUCGCUGGUUUCUACCCCAGUCCCUAUUCGGUGGUGACGAUCGCAGGAUGGGGCCGCCCUUCCAGGGAUAGCAAUGAUAUCUCGUACGCUUUGAUGGAAACGGCGGUGUACGUAAUGAGUCUUCAGACUUGUCAGAGCGAUUGGGGUUCUCAUAUCAAUAACAACUACGUGUGCGUGAAAACAGCUGGGAGAAAUACCUGCCAAGGUGAUUCUGGUGGAUCCCUCAUGUAUAGAACUUCAAGAGGUGUUUACGCGACUGUCGGUGUUACGUCGUUUGGUCGGGACAAUUGUUCACCUGAUGUUGGCAGUGUCUUCACGAGCACAUCACAGUGCGGAGUCUCUCAAACGGGAAAGAGAUCCGCGGACACAGAAGGAGGUGCGCUUGAUUUCGACCGAGUCAUCGGAGGAACUCCGGUCCCCUCUCAGAAGAAAUAUCCCUGGAUGGCGUGGAUGGGGACUGGCCAAUAUAACUCCCUCUGCGGAGCCUCCCUCAUCAACAGUCGAUAUCUUAUCACCGCUGCUCACUGUGUUGCAAGAAACCCUUCUGGAACAUAUUGGGUCACACUGGGAUCCUUGUAUAAGUUCCAGUGGCCAGCCGGUCAAUCCUAUCAGGUCACAGCGACAGCCAUCAUGCAUCCACAGUACAACCCGACCUCCAUCGUUAACGACAUCGCCUUACUAAGGCUCACGACGCCUGUCGACUUCAUAAAGUAUCCCAACAUCCGUCCCAUUUGUACUUCGGCCCUGGCAAAUCCUCCGACGGGGUCGACGGCGACCAUCAUCGGUUGGGGCAUCACUCAGGAGAACGGCAACCAAGGGUCUUCGAAACUGAUGGAAGCUCCAUUGACUGUAAUCAGUCAAUCGACCUGUUCGGGCUGGUGGGGUGGAGUCACCAGCAAGCAGAUCUGUACCCUGACGCCGGGGAGAAAUACUUGCAAUGGAGAUUCUGGUGGUCCGUUGAUGUACCGAACCUCGACUGGAUAUUAUCAGCACGUCGGCGUCGUCUCCUACGGAUCAAGGGGUUGUCUCAUUAAAUACGGCGCCGUCUUCACGAGGACAUCGAGUUACAUGAACGACUUCAUCAUGAAGUACGCCACCGACGGCGAGUGGUGCCCCGCACCCUAAAUUUUCGUCUCAUCUUUUCUGACACGAUCAUUAUGGCUUCAUCAUACCGGAAUCCUGAAAUAAACGUUCUUGCUUUGUGCAUGUAUGCAACUUCUCGGAUUUUUCCGGAUGGCGAAAUCGAAGAAUCUCUGAAGGUUCAACUUACGAAUCAGUAUGUGCUGUCCCACACAUUCGUCCUGAAUGUCCUCUUGAAUAAAGAACAGCGCCUUCACAUAAGG